Marchantia polymorpha subsp. ruderalis is the source of this 1968-nucleotide messenger RNA. The record is from the annotation of a GenBank genome assembly. NCBI's taxonomy places the organism in Eukaryota, Viridiplantae, Streptophyta, Marchantiopsida, Marchantiales, Marchantiaceae.
AUUCUCUUACUUCGACACAGCUUGUAGUCAGAAUAGCUUCACUCGGAACGAUGGCCCCAAGUUUAGACUCAGAUUCUAUAGUCUUGAGCAUCAGAUCUGAUUUCAGACAAGGACGAUUUAUAAGGCAGUCGAAGAGCGACCUGUACAGAAAUGACAUCUGCAGCAGUCCUGAUAACCAGUACAGAGUCCCAGAUUUCCAGCACCGUUACCCGAAGGCCCGACUCAACCCCUUGGCUGCCCAGUGCGAGGACAUUAUCAAUGACUGGAUCGUUUCUUUGAGCAUAGAUAAGGAGCUGGGUCCAAGUAUGUGGCAAUCGUGUAUGGCGGCCAAAUUCUCUGAGUAUAUCGGCUUUGUCUAUGACGAUAUAGAGCCCAACGAUUUCCUUUGGCUCUGCAAAUGGAUUCAAUGCUUCUUUGCUCUCGAUAGCAAGCUGGAUGACGGUGAAUGGGCAGACCGGAUAGAUUGGUCGUGUGAUGUAAUUUUAGAUAUGAAUUUGGUUCUCUUGUGGAAUGACCCUGACAACGAGCGAUUACUGGAAGGCUUGAAAUCCAUUCUGGAUACGUUUAUGGAGACUGAGGCUUCCAGAAAACGCGCGCAGCUCCACACAAUUCAUGCAGAUCUGGUGCAUGCCAGGAACAAAACGAAAUCACAAAAAUUUUUGUUUGUGAUUUGGACAAAAAAUCUCUUCCGAUUAUGACCUGUCUUCUGUUAACGUCAACUACUGAUUUGUCCAAUGAAUUGUUUUGUCAUGCUGGAACUGAUGGCCACGGUCAAUGUGAUAUAAGCCCUGCGGAGAGUAAGUUGGAUGUUAGAAGGAAUCAUACCGUCAGACUAGCCAUGAGGGCCUGAGCUUCGAGAUAAUCCACCUCAGAAUUAGGAUUCAUAAAUAGGCUGCGAGUCAGGUUGAAUUAAAUUUGAGAUGAAGCUGUGUGAUGAAGCCGACUAACUAUUGCUCCAAAUCUCGCAGUUCUCGAUGUCAAUUUGGGAGCGUUCAUGUCGGGAUUUCGAGAGCUGUGGCUGGAAUAUAUCGAAGAUCUGCCUGUUGAGUGUAUGUCGAGAGAGGCUGAGGCAUUUCAACAGUACAUCACGGGCUGUCUCUCAGAAGUAAUAGGUCGAAUGAAAGGAACAAAGCUCAGUGUGUCUGAUUACAUCAGCCUUCGACGACAAGCCGGAGGAGUGUGGGCGUUAAUUGUUUUCUCAGAUCGGAUGAUUGAGCAUAAAAGAAGGAAAUCUCCAAUUUCCCAUCUUCCCGACAGCUUGUUCUACGGAGAAGAUAUGCAGAAUAUGCUGGCCGCUAUUACUGACAUCGUAUGUUGGCAUAAUGACAUUUUCGGUUUCCAGAAGGAACUAUUGUACAAUGACCAUAAGAGCACUUUGGUAUAUCUCGUAUUUCAUGAAUACAACUGCCAAUCUUACACACAAGCAGGAGAGCUUGUAGUCGAACUAGUGCACGACAGAAUCGCUGAAAUGGAACUUGCGUAUGAACGGCUGAGAUCUGCAGCCGCUCCUGAGUUUCAUCCCGCAAUUGACCUGUACAUGAAAAAUUGUCGAGGUUGGAUUCCUGGAACGCACCAAUAUCACAUGAUUUCCUCGCGAUACAAUGUGUCCAAUUCCUCUAUUCAGAUACAGGAAAUUCUAAAAAGGUAGAACACAUCAUCAAGCGUCAGUAAAUAUAUGUAGAGGCUCGGUGACAGUGGACACGUAUGCUUUGUCUACAAUCUGCCCGUUCUUUUGAAGCAACGCUGAACAAGUACAUUAGUUGACGUUGCUGGAGCCGUGGAUGAGAUAUUUGUCUUACAGCCAGUUUAAGGAGGAAGAGUAUUACUGCAAACUUCCAGAUGAGUGCAUCGACAGAACCUUGCGUUGCCUUCAAACACAACAGGAAUCAACGUGAUUUAAAAUCACAUCCUAGGCCUUCCAUUAUGCCCAGUAUGUUCAACGGCUUUUUAACAAUACAAAGACUAUAC